Diatraea saccharalis (sugarcane borer) is the source of this 306-nucleotide messenger RNA. The record is from the annotation of a GenBank genome assembly. NCBI's taxonomy places the organism in Eukaryota, Metazoa, Arthropoda, Insecta, Lepidoptera, Crambidae.
AUGGAAGAAUCGUUGGACGGUCGCGAGGGCGGCGCCACUGCGCCCGGGUACGACUCGGCGGCCAUUUUGAAUGAUGACGUCUCACCCACGACCAGCUUCUGUUACAACAUACCGAAUCUAUUUAACGGAUUGGGCCCAGGUUCGGUACUCUGCGAACGUUCUGAUACAGAGCCUUCUGAGACAUUUACAAGCACGGAGGCUUCGGAGGAAGCAGCUGAACAUCAACAAUACGAGGAGGACGAAGAGUUCUCACCGAAAUCUAGUAAGUUAAACUUUACAAUUCAUGGUAUCAUUAGAUUUGAUUGA